This is a messenger RNA of Chinchilla lanigera (long-tailed chinchilla), 1547 nucleotides long. RefSeq names its product spermatogenesis associated 32 (gene Spata32). Gene Ontology annotation, cellular component: perinuclear region of cytoplasm. NCBI's taxonomy places the organism in Eukaryota, Metazoa, Chordata, Mammalia, Rodentia, Chinchillidae. The transcript has 5 exons. Gene Ontology annotation, biological process: spermatogenesis. The record is from RefSeq and is a predicted model, not a curated record. Gene Ontology annotation, molecular function: actin binding. The coding region runs from base 181 to 1506 and encodes 441 amino acids.
GCCUGUAGGCUUGGCGAAGGUGAGGUGCGGGCACUGACCAGUUGCCCGCCGAGCGACUGGGUGGGGUCAGGGCGACCUUCCCGGAACGGGUGAACACGGCGCCGCCCCUCCCCAGGUGUACGCCUGCUCCCAGCCGCGCUGGCAGGGGUUCCUCAGCGGCCCUGCGCCUGGAGCGCACACAUGCUCCUAGCGGUGGCCGGGGCGCGGUGGACGUCACAGAGGGGCGACCUCACAGGCGUCCGCAUCCCCAUCCGCCGGCGCCCCCGGCCCCCAGCCAAAGAACGCACUGGAGGCGGAGGGGCAGCAGCCAGCGACCCGCGCCCCGACGACGCAGCCUCGGCCCGCAUGGGGCGCACAGGUGGCGGCGUGUUCCCCUGCUGUGGCAAGGAGGCAGUGGAGGUCCUGGAGCCCCAGAUCGACUUCAUCCACUGCAGCUUCCACCCCCAGGUGGCACAAGAGGGAGACAGGACUGCGCUGGAGACGGAAUUGCUAGCUCAGGAGCCGGAUCCAGACUCAGUCCCUGAGCUGGAGAGCCUGGAGAGGGAGCCGUCACCGCGCCCAGCUCCCUGGCCCCAGCCCGAGCCCGAGCCCGAGCCCGAGCCCGAGUCUGAGCCCGAGCCCGAGCCCGAGCCUGCCCAGGACAACUGCUGGAAGGUGACCACCCUGGUACUGUGCCAUGAAAGCUCCCUGCGGCCAGCGGCCCCCAGGCACCAGUGUGUCAGGGAGAAGGCCCCAGUGUCCCCCAAGAGCUGCUGUACCCAGACCUCCAAGCAUCUGUUCUGGGCCGACAAGCUUGUGCAGGCGUCAGACCACAGUCUGCAGAGGGCGACGGGCAGGCAGGGCAAUCAAGGCAGCACAAAGAGCACCAGGCGCCUGGGGCCGGUGUCAGAGAAGCAGCCCACGGGCCCCAGCGCCUGCCCAGCUCUCACAGCCACAAGCCCCCAGCCACCGCCAGGCCCCCGGCCACCGCCAGGCCCCCGGCCACCGCCAGGCCCCCGGCCACCGCCAGGCCCCCGGCCACCGCCAGGCCCCCAGCCACCACCAGGCCCCCAGCCACCGCCAGGCCUCCAGCCACCGCCAGGACCUCAGCCGCAAACCAUCGGGCUGGUAGAGGUGGUCCACUUUGCAACAGCCCUAGCCGUGGCCUCCUCCAGCUGCAUGGACCUGCCCAGCUUGGGACAUAAGAGCAAAGCUCCAUCCCAGGGGGCUGUGGAGCCUUCACCUAGGCCCACCCAGCCCACCUUGGACAAGGAAGAGCUGCUGGAGAAGCCACCAAAAGCUGGGGGUCAGGAAGACAAGCAUCAGCUUUUCUCUUACCUGGACUUCAGCACCCAAGGGCUCCAGAGUGCCACCAUCGAAGGGAAAGUGAAGUUUCUCCAGACCGGAGCCGAGUCCCCCCAGCUGCAGGGAGCCAACGAAGACUCGGUGCAGGGGACCAAGAAAGGGAAUCCAUUAUUGCUGAAAAUCCAUUUUAAGAUGUCGUCCUCCUCUACCCUGGAGAAGUGACUACCAGAAACAGUAAAGCCUCCAGUGCUGGCCCAGCUCCA